UUUCUCAGGAGACUUAAAAGAUCAAACUCACAUCAACUCGUUGCCCUCUCUCCACUUCAAAAAAAUAUGGAACCCUCUAAACCCUCAAACCCUCUCUUAUCUCUAUCAACAGUCAUCCACCAACACUGCCUCCGUCUCGGUGCCGAAUUCUCAGCUCGCGUCAGCGACACCACUCGAUUCCUAUCUGGCAACUUCCCUCCACCUAGCCGGCUCCGUCUGGCGCCAUCGCCGCCGUUCGCCUCCGUAUCGCAGCCGAAACAAACAGCUAACACCGCCAAUCUCAGCUCGGAACACGUGGCGAAAGCUCUGGUAGGAACAGCCGUUUACACAGUGAGCAAUUCUGACAAUGAGUUCGUGCUUAUCUCGGAUCCUAAUGGAGCUAAGUCCAUUGGCUUGCUUUGCUUUCGACAAGAAGACGCUGAGGCAUUUCUUGCUCAGGUUAGGUUGCGGAGAAGAGAAUUGCGAAGCCAAGCUAAGGUGGUGCCUAUUACACUUGACCAGGUGUACAUGCUGAAGGUUGAAGGAAUUGCGUUUCGGUUUUUACCUGAUCCAGUUCAAAUAAAGAAUGCAUUAGAGCUCAAAGCUGCUGAUGUCAGGAGUGGGUUUGAUGGAGUUCCUGUUUUCCAGUCGGACCAACUGGUUGUGAAGAAGAAAAGCAAGAGAUACUGCCCAGUAUAUUUUCAAAAGGAAGAUAUAGAAAAAGAACUGUCAAAGGUUUCAAGAGCAUCAAGGGGUCCCAGUCUUUCUCAACAUAUUAUGGUUGGAAGUUUAGAGGAUGUUCUGAAAAAAAUGGAGAUUAGUGAGAAGAAUUCUGGCUGGGAAGAUCUGAUUUUCAUUCCACCGGGUAAAAGCCAUUCUCAACACAUUCAGGAGAUAACUAAGGCAUGAUGCAUUGCAUUCAUUGUUCUGGCUGACUUUAAGAAGGGAUAUCAACAAGCAGCAGGGAUUCGCAUCUUCCGUGCUCAUGAUCUUUGUGAAGCAGAUGUGGUCUAGAGUAGCUUGGGAAGCAACGAAGGGAUUCAUUUCACUUUGAUAGAAGAAUAACAUGAAAGAAUGGACCAGCAAACAUUCAAUUCGGUAAAAGAGGUGAGCUCAACUUAGAGGAACUUAAGGCAUUGCCUGUACAGUUUGAUGGUUCCGAUAACUGAAAAUUAUCAGCUGACUAUUAUUUUUUAUCACUUUAUGAAAUGGAAAUGGCUUUCAACUACCACAA
Messenger RNA from Populus euphratica (Euphrates poplar), 1213 nucleotides. Its product is annotated as protein TIC 22, chloroplastic. The record is from RefSeq and is a predicted model, not a curated record. Gene Ontology annotation, biological process: protein transport. Bases 67 to 888 code for a protein of 273 amino acids. The transcript is spliced from 9 exons. Gene Ontology annotation, cellular component: chloroplast. Lineage: Eukaryota; Viridiplantae; Streptophyta; Magnoliopsida; Malpighiales; Salicaceae.